Messenger RNA from Fonsecaea pedrosoi CBS 271.37, 2223 nucleotides. RefSeq lists its product as uncharacterized. The coding region runs from base 1 to 2223 and encodes 740 amino acids. The transcript has a single exon. The record is from RefSeq and is a predicted model, not a curated record. Lineage: Eukaryota; Fungi; Ascomycota; Eurotiomycetes; Chaetothyriales; Herpotrichiellaceae.
AUGGAAAAAUCACCUUCCAAACCCCCGGGCUCGUCUCCAGCAAUUAGUUCUCCUUCACUGCUGCGAGACCCGCGACUCAGAGGGAAACGCAAACCGGUGCAUGCGGCUGAGGAUGUUGGCGCUGUCAUGGACCGGGCUUCGGCCAGCAAGACGACACCUACAGCCUCGACAAGUACCCGGCCGAGCUCGGUCAGUACGCUGCGCAAUCCUCCUACCAUGCCGUCCGAACAAUCUGAAGUCGAAAAUGCCUUCUUCUCCCAUGUCACAGCCGCCAUUGAAACCGAUUUCUGGAGGCGCAGAAGCGAGUACCUUUCCUCCCAAGGCAAGGCUGCUCAACGAGAGCUCGAAAGGGAACAAGGAAUGGAGAAUCCGUUCCCCGACCUUAUUAAAGAGGCUGAACAGAAGACGCGUCGGUUUCAGUAUGAACAUAGCAUUGCCAAAAAGCAGGAAACCGGUUGCCAGGAGAAGACACAGAAAUCCGGAGGCAGCUUCAUACGACUCUUGCUAGAGAUCGUCAAUGCUAAGGAUGACCAAAUCAAGACAUUAACUGAUCAAGUUGGGGCUAUUCAACAAGAACUGGAAGGUCUCCGCUCGCAACAAAUGGAGCAGGACGAGCGGUCGAAAGCCAGUAUGCAAAGGCUAGAAGAAUUCCAACCCCAGCAAUUGUCGGUAGACCAGUGCCUGAAGAAAUUCGACGAUAAACUGAACAAUAUAGACUCCAAAGUGGAAAGGCAUGAUGCGAAACACACGGAAGCAGAUCGAAGCAUCCGAAACCUCGAAAAGACGCAGUCUCAACACCGUGCCGACCUUGAAGGUAUCAAAGCAUACUCAGAGACACUGGGGACCAACCAGGAUACCCUGCGGGAGUCAAUGAAUGGUCUACAACAGAGUUCAACAUCCAUGGAUGAGCGCAUCCAAGAACUGGCAAGUAUACCGGCAGCGUUAGCAAGGGUGAACGAAGAAGAGAUCCAGAAGGUCCAAACACAGUUGAAGGUAACACAGAAGCAGGUCUUAGACCAGACUGAACGAACUCGGCAGAGUCUCAAUGUCAAACUCGAGGCCAUGCAAGAAGAGUGGAAAACGAAAUAUGGCAAGUUCCAUCCACAGUCCGAGUCGCUCUCUUCUACGAUCGAGCAAGUUCUCGCCACGAAAUGUGAUGGUCUAGGGUCAGACCUGGAGUCGCUCUCUCGUCGGGUUUCAACGCUCGAGGAAGCUGUCAAAACAUCUGAUGCUGCCACCGCGGCCAACCACGCACAAGUCGAGACCGUUCAAAAGGAGAUCGCUUCUUUGGCGAAAGAAGUUUUUGGACAACUAUCAACGCUUAAAGCAACCACAGCUGGACUGGAUACCGCAAGAAUGGCCGAAGACGUGAAAAUCCUACGGAUGCAACUGGCCAAACAGGCGAACAAGCAACAAGACCUGGCAGAAUCCUUCGGUCAAGAGAUACAAUCACUGAACGAUCGGUUGCCCAAGGCCGACAUGGGUGACCAUGACCUAGCUAACAUGGCGGCACGGGGGUGGGAUGCCUAUGAAACUCUUAAAGCAGAAUUGGCAGGUCUACGUGAAUGGUGUGAGCUAAGGAAUCGAGAUGGUGCCGAUCAAUCUGCCAAGCACGACGAGCAGAUUAAUCAGUUACAGGCAGACCAGGACAAGCUCGCGUAUUUCCAUGGCCGCUUGACAAAACGCCAUGAAAGUCUCUCGCAACAUUUGACAUUUAUUAAGGAGGGUCCUGCCGGCAAACCUGUUCUUGAAUACAACAAGAAGCAGCUCGACGCCUUGAUUGAGCAAGCGAUGGAAAUUCCUGUCAAACGAGACGUUGAGAAUUUAUAUUCUAUGUAUGGGAAUCUGGCGAAACAAGUUCAAAAUGUGACCACCUCGAUUGGUCGAGUCGAAACAGACCUGGCGACUUGCCAAGACUUGGUCAACAGGAAUGCUUAUGCUUCGCAGCGGGUUGAGGAUGAGACUACGAGUCGUCCUACGGUGCUCCAAAUCUCAAGCAGUGACGAUGACCACCGGGAGGAAGAAAUCCCGGAAACGACGAAGAAAACAAUAAAAUCACCGCCCAGCUCUGCGUUGAAGAAGCAACCGCUCGGUGGUGAAACUCGUCCGCCUACAAGUAGCUUAAAACGCAAGCGCUCACAGAGAGAAGAAUUGUCUACCAACCCCCCGGAUGAUAUCGAUGACGAGCCUCUUGCGCCCCGCAGGCGAAAAGCUCGACGUUAG